AAGAAUUACCACACAAAAGAGGAAAAAGGAAAAAAGAAAAGGUAAACUAUAAAUAAAACAAGAAUAAAGAAACAAGGAACAAUCAGCCCAACUGUAAAAACAAUUAUGUAGAAACAGACGAUAUAUAUAAGCACUGAGUUGAACAUCAGAUGCUUCCUUUCGAGAUUCAACGCACCCAGAAAUUAUCAACCCUAAGUCCAAUCAUCUCGCCAUUAUUUGGGAAUUAGCUACUCUUUUCACUAUUUUUUCAGUGCUGCAAGAGGAAGAUUGCAUUCAAUUGAUAUUACUCGCUGACAGCAUGAGUCUGGCAUGUCUCGUAUGCCAUGGCGUAGAGAGUCCAUCACAUUCUUUCAGAAGCUACUCCGUAUCAAGCUCAGACAACGAAGGGAGAUGCUCGGCCAUUGCAAGUUGCUUGGCCAGGAACACACUCCCACACUCUAGAGCCAAUCAUGGCUUCACAUCUUCUAAGGUGAUGCCCCAACCUAUUCCGAGCACCGGCGUUGCAGGCGCUCCACGGCUGGUCCGGAGCCAUGCUGUUAGAAGGGACAUCGUGAGAGACUGGAACUUUGACGAAGUACUCUUGGAGCGUUAGGCCAAAGCUCAAGAACGAGGAACUGCUCAAGGACAAAGACUAUGGAUAGCUUCAAAGCUCGAAUAGAGUGCUCCCAAGAAUUGGAGGUCGACCUCUCGCCCCCUUCAUUCUCUUUAUGUUGUUUCCUAGUUGAUGAUAUUCACGUGUAGUGAGUAUUUUUGAGCAUUUGUAACCCUACAUCAAAUCCCCCCGAGACCAUCUGUUUAUAGCUUUCUUUUAGAUUUUUUCUUUUUUUGGUAUUGUUGCCGCGGAUUCUCUCCUUCUAUUUUAGUAUCGUCAUCUUUGAUCUAA
This is a messenger RNA of Salvia miltiorrhiza (redroot sage), 883 nucleotides long. RefSeq lists its product as uncharacterized. NCBI's taxonomy places the organism in Eukaryota, Viridiplantae, Streptophyta, Magnoliopsida, Lamiales, Lamiaceae. The coding region runs from base 299 to 592 and encodes 97 amino acids. The transcript has 2 exons. The record is from RefSeq and is a predicted model, not a curated record.